UAGUUUCCUAUAGCAACACGACACAACUUUGAAUAUGGCGAUGCCCUGUUGAUCAUCUACAGACUACAUAGUGUGCAUAUAUAGCUUGUAGUUUGAAAGCAAAAAUCAGUUUCAACGGUGACAAUGUCAACGUCAAAAUCGAAGAAGUCUAAUUAUUUAUCACAACCAGGAGGUAGUGGUCAAGGUGCCAGUACUGCCUCUAGGAAAGGGAAUCUUGCUGGUUCUGUAUCAAAGAGCAAGUAUGGUGGAAAUACUGGAGUAUAUGGAAGUACAAGGUCACGGUCAAAUGUCUUGUCAUCAGCAAGUCGUAAAAGUAUUGCUGCUCGUGAAGCUGAGAAAGCUGCAUUGGCAGGAAAGCCUCCUGUCCAGGUGAUUGAUGAAGCUGGAAAUGAUGUGACACCUAUCCCAUUGUUAGGUGUUGAUCACACAACUGUGAAGAAGAACCAAAGCAACAUUUUGGAUAGCUCUGCUGGAACACCCACUGAUCUAAUGUCCCAAGCUUCCAUAUACAACACAGCUAAUGUGACUGCCAGCACUUUUGGCGGAGGCCCAUUUACAAGGUCUGUAUUUAGCCAGUCCCAGGGCACAGGGACAGACUCGAUGAUGGGUGGGGAUGAUGAGAUCACAGAACCUUCCUCAGAACAGACGGCCUGGGCGGACAUUCGACACAAGCGAGAGGAAGUGAAGGAAACAUUGACAGAUGCUGACCUCGAGAAAGAGGUUGACCUCACUUUAACGGAGACAGAAACAAUAUGGCUGCUGGACCUUCCCACCAUCUGUGUGUCUACAGAAUCAGAUGAGGCAGCAAGUAUCAAAAAGAGAAAUGAAACAUACCAAGAAUUGAUCAAGAGUAGAGUUGGCAAUGACAGAUACAUGGAGAGAGGAAUGAACACAUUCAACGAACCACCAAAGUUUAAAACCAUCCAGACCAACAAAAUUUCAUAUAAUGAUGUUGGGGUUACUGCCACUACAUGGGAUAUGUAUGAUACGUAUGAGGAGCAGGAUAAAGAAAGCAAAGGUGUACAAGAAAAAGAGAAGAAGGACGAUGAAGGUGAAGAGGAGGGUACGAUCAGUCGACCUACAAGUCCCAAAGAGGGAGAGGGCAAAGAGGAGACUGGCUCACAGACGAAUUCCCAGGACAAACCUGCACUUACACGUGAAGGUUCAGCCAGGGCACGGUCAAUUAUACAAUCAAGGGCAGAGAGUCGUGCCACCAUGUCCUCAGUGGCAGGGUCAGAGAGUAUUUUUGCCAGCAGAGAAACUGGAGUGUCAUCCAUGCCAACAGACCUUACAGCACUUGAGGAAGAUAAGAUCCUGAAGUCUGAUAAUUUCAAAAGAGAUCUGUUUAUCAUGGAGAGGGUUAUCAACCUUAACACGUACCAGCCAAAGCAAGCUUGUUACAGAGGAUUCGAUAUUGUACCAGACAUUGACAAUGCCAGUGCUGCCGCUAACCCCACCCAGCAGAUAAGUGUGGCUGAUAUGGGACCGAAUGUGGACAGACUCUGGGCCUACUCCUGUCCGAUGACUAAGGGACGCAAUGUCAGCUGUAUGACUUGGAACAAACUCAAUCCCGAUCUAAUUGCUAUUGGCUAUGGACAAUUUGAGUUUUCCAAUCAGAAAUCAGGCCUUAUCUGCUGCUGGUCACUCAAGAACCCAGAGUUUCCAGAACGUGUUUAUGCAUGCAAAGAAGGAGUGACUGCUAUUGACUUCUCAAGGUCUAACCCCAAUUUAUUAGCGGUUGGUUUAUAUGAUGGAGGAGUUGCCAUAUACAAUGUAAAGAACACACAAGAUGAGCCCAUUGUCGACAGUUUUCACAACGCUGGAAAGCACACAGCACCAGUAUGGCACAUUCGGUGGAUAGAGAAGGAGCGGGGGUCAGGUGAAGAUCGUACAGAGGUACUCGUUUCUAUCUCCACAGACGGGAGAGUGACACAGUGGUCUAUCAGAAAAGGAUUUGAAAGCUAUGACUUAAUGAGGCUGAAAAGAAUGCCGACCAGGAUGGGAGGUAAAAAGGAGAAGAAGGGUGAAGCGUUUAUUUCGAGACAUGCUGGGGGUCUGUGUUUCGACUUCCACAGCAGGGAUUCUAACAUAUACAUAGCUGGGACAGAAGAUGGCCAUAUUCACAAGUGUUCAUGUUCCUACAACGAGCAAUAUCUGGAUAGCUACACAGGCCACAAUGGUCCAGUAUACAAAAUGGAGUGGUCUCCCUUCGUCAAUGAUAUUUUCCUCAGUUGCAGUGCGGAUUGGAGUAUUCGGUUAUGGCAUCAAGAGAGAAAUAAACCCAUCCUUAGCUUCUUCUCCCUUAAUAAAUCUGUGUAUGAUGUGACAUGGUCACCACGCUCCUCGACAGUAUUUGCCUGUGUCAAUGAAGGUCGUGUUGAGGUGUGGGACCUCAGCCUUAGCACACUUGAUCCACAGAUCGUCAGUAACCCCACAUCUGGAGCCAAACAGACUGCAGUGACAUUUGCCAAAAAUUCUGAGUGUAUCCUGGUGGGUGACAGUGAAGGACAGGUUACAGUGUAUGAGUUGAGAUGUAUGCCAGAACCUCCAGAUAACCAGGCUGAAGCACUCAACAACCUCAUCAAGGCAUCGCUUGCCAGUCAGCUUCAGUCAGAAACAGCUGAGGAGAAGGAGGAGGAGGAUGGAGCAGAGGAAAAUGAGUGAUCACUGAUAUCUGGGUGAUCAAUUGAUGGUUAUAGAAACAAGACAAGAUCUGACAGCCUACAAUUAGUGAUUCAUUAUUUAUCAACGGAAAGAAACAUUUAAAGCCAUAAAGGAAAUUCCUGUAGCUGUAUUGUUACUACCUUUUUUUUGUCGGAUAACCACCAUUAUGUUGUAACACUAAUUAAUAUGUUUUGAGAUGAAAAUGUUUUGUCACUGUCUCUGAAAUUUCUAGGUGAAAAAGACAAUGGUGGGAACAAGUUAUAAAUAUAACAUGAUUGAUAAAGGUUGUGGAGGUAAACCUGUGGUAUUUGUACAGCACAUACUGCUGUAUUUCUGACUGUGAUAUCUUAGGGAUUGAAUUUCCAGAAAAGUAUAUUUCAAGGACACAUUGUGUCCUUAACUACAUUUCACUAAUCACAUUGAAACAUAGUGUUUCAUUCCUAAUUAAAUCAUAGCAUACCUGGAUUUGAAGGUAGGAGUAAUAAAGAAGUAAUUAUGUUGCAUAACGUCCAUUUCGUUAUUUGUCCUCAGUGCUGUGUAGUUCUGUAGGGAGAUUAUAAUGACAGAUUUAUUGUUAUACAUUGUUCUGUUAAUGUUCCUACUCCAUGUGUUUUGACAUAUUUCCAUGUAUUUAUAAAAUAUGUUUGUAUGCAAUUUAUUAUUUAUAUGAAAAUGAAAAAAACUUAAAUGAAUGAAAAUAUUGCAAGUUUA
Molecule: messenger RNA, 3375 nt
Organism: Pecten maximus
Lineage: Eukaryota; Metazoa; Mollusca; Bivalvia; Pectinida; Pectinidae
Product: WD repeat-containing protein 78-like
Exons: 25
Coding region: 124-2664 (846 amino acids)
Biological process (GO): cilium movement
Cellular component (GO): axonemal dynein complex
Molecular function (GO): dynein light chain binding; dynein heavy chain binding
Source: RefSeq, a predicted model, not a curated record